Molecule: messenger RNA, 1790 nt
Organism: Cygnus atratus (black swan)
Lineage: Eukaryota; Metazoa; Chordata; Aves; Anseriformes; Anatidae
Gene: POU6F1
Product: POU class 6 homeobox 1
Exons: 10
Coding region: 51-1790 (579 amino acids)
Biological process (GO): regulation of transcription by RNA polymerase II
Molecular function (GO): RNA polymerase II cis-regulatory region sequence-specific DNA binding; DNA-binding transcription factor activity, RNA polymerase II-specific
Source: RefSeq, a predicted model, not a curated record
GAAGGUCUGAGCCGGCUCCCCCUGCCCUCUCCCGCCUCCCCGGGGACACCAUGGACCCCGAAGCCGUGCAGACCCAGGAGGCCCCGCUGACGGUCAACGAGCAGGUCAUUGUCAUGUCCAGCCACGAGACGAUCCGCGUGCUGGAGGUCGGCGUGGACGCCCCGCCGCCGGCCGAGGAGGACGGGAAACCUUUGGAGAUGCCACCCGGGGAGGGUGCACGGGGCUCCCCGCGAGGGAGCGGCGACCCGGGCAGAGAGGACGUGCCGCCCAGCGCCGAGACCUCGUGCAGCGCCGAGGCGGCAAAACCAAGCCGGCGGCCGGAGCGUCCCCCAGCAGCGUCCCCCCCGGCAGCACCUUCGGCCACGCCGCCAGCCAGCAGCCGCAGCCCUUGGCCCCGCUGGCCGCCCCGCAGUAUUGCAGGUCAAGUGGCAGGUCAGCAGGGGCUGGCUGUGUGGACAUUUCCUACAGCAACGGUCGCUGCCCUUCCCGGACUGACGGCUGCUUCUCCUACAGGGGGAAUUUUCAAACCACCUAUAGCCAAUCUGCAAGCCGCCGCCGUCCUCAACACCGCGAUCCCGGCGCCGGUGCAGCCUGCCCAGCCUCUGCCGGCUGCGGUCCAGCCCCGGCCCCCCCUCCAGCCACAGAGCGUGUUCCCCCCGGCGCCUGCCGUGCCCAGCCAGCCCCCCAUCCUGCCACAGCCCGCUGCAGCGCCCACACCACCCGUGGCGAAGCCGCUUGAGCCGCAGACCCAGAUCGCAGUGCAGCCCGCGGGAUUUGCCUUUAACCCUGGCAUAAUCAGCGCCGCCUCCCUGGGGGGGCAAACGCAGCUCCUCAGCUCCCUGGCAGCUGCCCCCGUGAUCGCCAACACCAUCUCCAGCGUGCAGGGCAUCACGGGGCAGAUCCUGACCAACGCCCAGGGCCAGGUGAUCGGGACCCUGCCGUGGGUGGUGAACCCCCCCGGCAUCGCGGCGGCCAGCCCGGUGCCGGCCCCGAACCUGCAGGUACAGGCGGUGACGCCCCAGCUGCUGCUCAAUGCCCAGGGCCAGGUGAUCGCCACGCUGGCCAGCGGCACCAUCCAAGCGGCCACCAUCAAGAAAAGCGGCCCCCCCGAGCCUCCCACCAAGAGCGAGGUGCAGCCCAUCCAGCCGGCCCCGGCUCUGCCCCAGCCAGCCGUGGUCAUCGCCAACCCUGCGCCGGCAGCGAAGGCGGCCUCGGCGCCCGUCCCCAUCACCUGCUCCGAGACGCCCACCGUCAGCCAGCUGGUGGCCAAGCCCCAGGCCCCCAACAGCGGCGUGGAGGAGGACGGCAUCAACCUGGAGGAGAUCCGGGAGUUCGCCAAGAACUUCAAGAUCCGGCGCCUGUCCCUCGGCCUGACGCAGACCCAGGUGGGGCAGGCCCUGACGGCCACCGAGGGCCCUGCCUACAGCCAGUCAGCCAUCUGCAGGUUCGAGAAGCUCGACAUCACCCCCAAGAGCGCCCAGAAGCUGAAGCCGGUGCUGGAGAAGUGGCUGAGCGAGGCCGAGCUGCGCAACCAGGAGGGGCAGCAGAACCUGAUGGAGUUCGUGGGCGGUGAGCCCUCCAAGAAGCGCAAGCGCCGGACGUCCUUCACGCCGCAGGCCAUCGAGGCGCUCAACGCCUACUUCGAGAAGAACGCGCUGCCCACCGGCCAGGAGAUCACCGAGAUCGCCAAGGAGCUCAACUACGACCGCGAAGUCGUCCGCGUGUGGUUCUGCAACCGCCGACAGACGCUCAAAAACACCAGCAAACUCAACGUCUUUCAGAUCCCCUAA